AUGGCAUCGAUUGUUAGAUCGACCACGAAUCGCGCAGUCCAUCUGCGCAUUAUACCAAGGCCAUCGAAUCUGGGCGAAUCCAGAGAGAUACUGCGGCUGAUCUCGCAAUUCGGAGAAGUCGAGUACUUCAAAAAUCUCAAAUACGAUCACUUAUCCGCGCCCAAUGCUGCUCUGGUCAUCUACAAAGACGAGGAUGCCGCCCAGCAUUGUCUCAGAAAGAGCCCCAUUCGCUUCAGAAUGGGCAAGGCCGUGGCAGGAGAAUCAACUUCACAACCUGUAGAGGAACACUCUCCCGAGACUGCAUCCACAACAAAUGAUAGACCAUUGGACAAUCCAUUUCUUGCUACGGACGCAGCGACCGCCAGCAAUGCCCCGAAAUCGGAUGUAUCACCAGCGCCAGUACCCAAGACUGUGCCCCGACAACCACCAACGCUCACAGAUUCCCACCUGUACCAGGUCCAAAUUCACCCUGCGCGAGUGCAUUUCAGAGACCAGAUCAAUGCAGGCCACUACCACGGACCUUUUCCAAUUGACACCAAGAGCGUAGCGCAAGGUGAUCUUGCGAAGUCUGUUCCCCUACCUGGGCUCAGCUGUGUUGAUUGGAGGGCUGGUGAUAAGCCAUGGAGAAUCGUACGGCAAGAGCAGUUUCGAGAACAUGAGAGUUGGAACAAGAGGAAGAGCUUGAGGGAGCUUUACAACGAGAAGUCUGAGGCGGCCUCUACUCCUCAGCUACUUUCAAAUGAGAAGCCCAAGACUGGCUCCGUUCCCGAAUCUUGGGAGAGACCCAUUUGA
Molecule: messenger RNA, 792 nt
Organism: Zasmidium cellare ATCC 36951
Lineage: Eukaryota; Fungi; Ascomycota; Dothideomycetes; Mycosphaerellales; Mycosphaerellaceae
Exons: 1
Coding region: 1-792 (263 amino acids)
Source: RefSeq, a predicted model, not a curated record